AAUGAACUAACUAAUGGAUAAAUAUUCAAAAAUACAUAUGUGUUUUCUUGUUUGCGUGUGUAGAUAACAUUUUCCAAGUAAUGGUGGAUGAGUCUAAAUACAAGGAUGGAGGAUGGGCAUGGGUGGUUGUUUUUGGUGCAUUCAUAUCUCAUUUUAUGACAUGUGGAUUUGAAAAGGGAUAUUCUGUCCUCUAUGUGGAAAUUAUUCGUGUAUAUAAUACAAGUGCGGCUCUCGCUGCUGCUCUCGGAGGUUUAGCAUCUGCAGUUCGACUGUUAUUAGCCCCUCUAUCCGUUUCCUUAAGUAAUAUAUACUCUGAACAAAAAGUGGCUAUGGCAGGAGGCUUAUUGACAUUUAUUGGUCUUCUAACAGCAGCACUGAGUCCUCAUUUUACCAUAUUUUUCAUUGCAUAUGGAGCUGUAUUUGGUUUCGGAUUAACUCUUUCUUAUACUCCCUCCUUGGUUGUAUGUACGCAUUACUUCCACAAACGUCGUGCGACGGCUCUCAGUCUUUCUCUAGCUGGAUGUGGCGUCGCAACUAUCAUUCUACCGUAUCUAUUUUACUUCCUAAUCAGUUAUUAUGGACUACGUGGUGCUAUGAUUAUUCUUUCUGCGUUAAGUCUCCAUUACUGUGUUGCUGGUGCCUUAUACUACCAAAGAGAAUCGAAGAAAGAUAAUGUACAGGAUUCAGAGUCUUCAAAAGUCCAAUUAAGCAUAUUUUCAAGAUUUGUGAAAUAUAUCAGUCGUCUGUUAAAUAUUAAGGUUGCUUCAGGAAUAUGGGUGAAGAUAUUUUUACUUUCAUUCAUUUUGAAUAUGAUGGGUUCAUCGCCGGUAACAACACUUCUCAUAGAUCAUGCAGAACAGCUUGGGUAUAUCGGUGGCAGUUCAGUUCAAUUGCUUAUGAUUGAAGGCACUGUUCAAUUAGUUGUAAGAAUAGCAUUGGGAUUUUUCUUUGACAAUCGUUAUAUUAAACCAUAUCGAGGUCUUAUCUGGACUGGUGGUGUAGCCUUUUCAUCAUUAAUCAUUAUUUUUAUUGCAUUUGCUACUGAUUUGAGAAUACUAUCAACUCUUAUGUUCUUUAGAGGUGCAUCAUUAGCCUUGUAUAUUUCACAACAAGCUGUAGUUGUAUCUGAUUUAUGCGAAGGACAACCAGAAACAACAAGUCAAACAAUUGCUAUAGCACAAAUAUGCAAAGGAAUAGGAACUUUACUUGGAUCCUAUUUUUCUGGUUUAAUUAAAGAUUAUACUCAAGACUAUCGACCAGCUUUUCUAUUUCUUGGUGGAAUGCAAUUUCUGGGUUUUUUAACAGUUCUCAGUGCAACAAUAUGGGCUAGAAUAAAUGCUCGUAAAAGAAAAGAAUUAGAAGUUUCUGAAAAUUUAAUACAUAGUAGUAGUAUGGGCAAUAUAUCUGAGAUAUCAUCACAUGUCAUGAAUACAAAUGCUAUCAUCUCAACAUCGUCGUCAUCAAAUGAGUUAUCCGCCAAUGCAAUUGAUGAAACUGUACCAGUUGUUGUGACCAAAACUGACAAUGAUAUACCUACACCACAGAGUUCAAAAAUAUAAUUGUUUAAAAAAGAGUCAGUUAUGUUGACAAAAUCUGUGUAGGCGAGGGCUUUUUUAUCCUCUGAAUGUGUCAACUUACUACUACUCAAACAAAAACUGAUGUAACCAUUUUUUAUAGCUGAAGCAAAAAAAAAGUCAUUUUCUAAUUUUAUUAUUAUUGUUAUUGUAAUAACACGCUAUCAAAUCUUGAUUACAACAGAUUAGUACAAAUUUUGUUUAAAUCAAUAAAGAUAAUACCAAAGGUUUAUUUUUUAACUUGCUCUGUCCCUCCAUCACACCAUUUCUCCCUCUUCAUCUUCCUACCAGAUGCUGAUUCUAGUUAUAUAUGUAUAUCUUUUGCUUAUCGAAUCAAAACCACCUUCUUCCUUUGUUGUUGUUGUUGCUGCUAUCGUUGUAUCGAAACUGCUUUUUUUGUAGAGAUGGUUAGUAAUC
Messenger RNA from Trichobilharzia szidati, 1991 nucleotides. The record is from the annotation of a GenBank genome assembly. Lineage: Eukaryota; Metazoa; Platyhelminthes; Trematoda; Strigeidida; Schistosomatidae.